Messenger RNA from Aureobasidium pullulans EXF-150, 2043 nucleotides. RefSeq lists its product as uncharacterized. Bases 1 to 2043 code for a protein of 680 amino acids. The transcript is spliced from 3 exons. Lineage: Eukaryota; Fungi; Ascomycota; Dothideomycetes; Dothideales; Saccotheciaceae. The record is from RefSeq and is a predicted model, not a curated record. Gene Ontology annotation, molecular function: transketolase activity. Gene Ontology annotation, cellular component: cytosol. Gene Ontology annotation, biological process: pentose-phosphate shunt.
AUGACCGAUGAUGAUCACGCCGUGUUGGUUCUUCGAAACCUCUUGUUUGAUAUCUGUAAUCAGAACGGAGGCGGGCAUGGAGGUUCUGCUGUUGGUAUGGCUGCGAUAGGCGUUGCGCUGUACAAAUAUGUUAUGAGGUACAACCCAUCCAAUCCCGAGUGGUUUGACAGAGAUCGCUUUGUUCUCUCGAAUGGACAUGCUGCGAUGUUUCUGUACGCACUGAACCAUCUGGUUGGUUACGACCUCUGGACCAUGGACGAAUUGAAAGGCUACGGAAGUGCGAAGACCGAUGGCUACAGCACAAUCUGCCAUGGACAUCCAGAGAUUGAGGUUCCUGGGAUUGAAGUCACGACUGGUCCUUUGGGACAAGGCGUGGCCAAUGCUGUUGGUCUGGCCAUCGCUUCGAAAAAUCUUGCGGCGCGGUUCAACCAGCCUGGCUUUCACGUCAUCAAAUCUCGUAUCUAUUGUAUGACCGGAGAUGGAUGUCUUAUGGAGGGAGUUGCCCUUGAGUCAAUCGCACUAGCUGGACAUCUGAAGCUUGACAACCUUGUUUUGGUUUACGAUAACAAUCAGGUCACCUGCGAUGGCCCGCUAGACUGGAUCAACACUGAAGAUGUCAACAGCAAGAUGAGAGCUUGUGGAUGGUACGUCCUGGACGUUCACAACGGCUCGUACGACGUGCAAUCAAUCGUCUGCGCACUUGAGCAUUCCAAAAAUGUUCGGGAUCAACCGGUUUUUAUCAACAUCCGUACAGUCAUCGGUGUAGGCACUCCAACUGCUGGUACGGCCAAGGCGCACCAUGGAUCUUUCGACGCAAGUUACGUGGCCGAUUCGAAGGUCAGCGCUGGUCAGGAUCCGUCCAAGACCCAUCAAGUCACCGACAGAGCUCUGGAAUUCUUUCGUGAAUGCAAGACGAGCGGACAAGGUUUGAAUACAGAAUGGCAUGGACUUCUCCAACGUUACCACACAACCCAUCCAGAAUUAUACCAGUCACUGCAAAAGCGCCAGCAAGGCAAGCUAGACGACGGUAUCUUCAAAGUCCUGGACUCUACAGAUACAAGAGACAUGUUGUCUUUGGCUACUCGAGAGUCAAACGGCCUGAUUAUGGAGAAGCUCUGGGAGGCAUGCGAGGCUUUGUGUGGCGGUGGUGCCGAUCUUGCCAAUUCGAACAAAAUCUACCAGUCGGUCACCGAUGUCUUGCUACCAGGAAACUACGCCGGGCGCUACAUUCGAUAUGGCAUCCGCGAACACGCUAUGGCAAGUGUCUCAAACGGAAUAGCCGCCUAUGCCCCUGGUGCUUUCAUACCGGUGACUGCCACGUUUUUGAUGUUCUAUCUAUAUGCCGCUCCCGGAGUACGUAUGGGCGCUUUGAGUCAUCUCCAGACGAUACAUCUGGCAACGCAUGACUCUUUCGCAGAAGGGCAAAAUGGACCGACUCAUCAGCCCGUUGAGGUCGAUUCGCUAUAUCGUGCCAUGCCCAACUUGACUUACUUCCGUCCUAGUGAUGCUGAGGAAGUUGUUGCUGCAUGGCAGUAUGCUUUGACCACACGAACGCGCCCGACCAUGAUUUCUCUGGGAAGAGAUCCUGUUUCUCCAAUUCCAAACACUGACAGAAAACUGGCCCUGAAGGGCGCCUACGUUAUACACGAAACGGAUUCAGCACAGCUCACCCUAGCAAGUUGCGGUACAGCUCUACAACAUGCAGUGACUGCAGCGGAGCUCUUGAGAGCUGAUGGCAUACGCGUGAGAGUCGUCAGUGCCCCAAGCUUGGACAUCUUCGAAGAGCAGUCCCAGUCAUACAAGAGCACUGUCUUCCCUGUAGAUGGGCACCCAAUCGUGAGCGUUGAGGAGUUUGUGGCUACUACAUGGGCUCGAUAUGUCACUGCAAGUGUGAGCAUGACAUCGUAUGGGUACUCUGCUUCGGGUCCCAGCAAUUAUGACCGCCUUGGACUUGAUGGCAAAGGCAUACAUGCCAGGGUUCAAAUGUAUCUCCGAGAUCUGGGUGGACGUAGUGCUCGACAGAAUGGAUGGAGACAGCUUUGA